Laetiporus sulphureus 93-53 is the source of this 1563-nucleotide messenger RNA. RefSeq lists its product as uncharacterized. The transcript has 4 exons. The coding region runs from base 415 to 1563 and encodes 382 amino acids. The record is from RefSeq and is a predicted model, not a curated record. NCBI's taxonomy places the organism in Eukaryota, Fungi, Basidiomycota, Agaricomycetes, Polyporales, Laetiporaceae.
CUGCAUGCUAAGGGGUGAUAUUAGGAAUAACUUGUAUGCGAAUCAUUGUAACAAUAUCCUGAUCGUACUGAGACUAGUACUGUUUCAGGCAUCUCUUGCAAUCCAACAGUCCGUCUCUCUCUAAUGCACUCGUUCCUGUCGCGCCCCAUCUUGAUGGCACGUGACCGCGUCUCAAGCCCAUUGAUCUGCUUUCCACCCGCCUCCACUCACAUGAGUUCAGCCGCAGCGUCUCACCUUCAAGACCUCGUCGAAAUCAUGAUACUAAUCCGAGGAGCGGGUCUUACCGUGGGUGGGCAGCGGCUGACUCAGGUGCCUGACAUUACGAUGCUAACUGCUCCCAGCAAGCAUCCAUGUCGUACCGUCUCCGUUGGUCCCACCCCUUCGUCUUCACCUUCCUGAAAGACUUGGCCAGAGAUGACUCUCCUGCUUGCGCCAGACAUGUCAGAUAUGCCUGCCCUCUCGAGAGGCUCGACAUUGAACGAUAGCUCAACGAAUUCCUCUGGGGCUUCCUCAGGACUAUUCACCCCGGACGAUGUCGUGGACGAACCGUCUUAUGAUGUAUUCUUCACGCCAAAGCUGAUCCACAAUGACGAUACCCUGUCUACACCGCGGCCCCCGUAUCGUGACGGCGAGCACCUAUCGUCCGGCGAUGGCGCCAACGUGAAGACGACCAAGCUCAACUCGUGGUCUCGCGCGGUAGCGAAGGCGAAGAAGCUGGCAGGGAAGACGCUCCAAGUACGCAGAGCGCUGCGCAAGGUACCCUUCCCGAGUCCGUCUCAAAGCGUCGGUAUACCAACGACCUCUGAUCAGGUUCGUCGACUGCGCACCGAGCUGACGUCAUCACAAGACUUGGACAUGGACAUCGUGGAGACUGAGGAUGCUAUGAAUGCUUCGUAUGACAUACCUCGAGAGGCGGAGGGUAUUAAUGACUCGAAAGAGAGGCCAUCUGGACAGUCGGUGGUGUACGAAACGCUCUCUGCGAAGGACGAGCAGAGUGCGGCUCCAAACUCGCGCAGAUCGGGCGCUGGGGUCCGCGAAGCCGAGCUUGAUCUGUCCACGGAGUACCUCCUCCCCGAAUUCAGCUCGCCUUCCUCCUCCGAUGCUCUAUCCAACGCACUGCAAGGCCCGUGGUCCGCCAGAAGAGUCGUCCUGACCAUCAUUCGAAUCCUCUUCUUCCUCCCAUGGUCCAUCGCCGUCGGCGGCGCCAUCCUCCUCUCGCCCAAGCACCUCGAGCUCAUCACCUUCUCGCCAGGCUACCUCGCCUCCGAGCGCGGCGCACGGCGCUUCGCGCACUGGGCGGACACCGCGGUGCCGCACAUCGUCAUCUUCCUCGCUCCGGUCGCCGUGCUCAUGUGGUGGAACCUGUCGAUAGGGGCGCUCGUCGCGGCGGCGAUUCUCGCUGGGUUCGUCUAUGCGUGGCACGACUUCCACGUUGACCUCAGCGUGCCUCUCGGAGAGGACGAUCGACAGAGCAUCUAUCUGGCCGUGACGAAGAUGUAUUUGCGGGAGGGAUUUACGAUGCGUGUUCCGAUGCGGAGCGACGAUGGACGGGCUGGAGAGUAG